Messenger RNA from Arachis ipaensis, 1630 nucleotides. RefSeq names its product endoribonuclease E-like protein. Gene Ontology annotation, cellular component: chloroplast envelope; chloroplast thylakoid membrane. The record is from RefSeq and is a predicted model, not a curated record. Lineage: Eukaryota; Viridiplantae; Streptophyta; Magnoliopsida; Fabales; Fabaceae.
UUCCAUUUUCAUUUGAAACUUGAAAGUGUUUCUUGCUGGAAGAGCUGGAUAGUGGAUACGCUAUAGAUUCAACGAAGCUACCUGGUUCUCCUUUGCUAUGCCAAACUGAACAGCAAAAUUGUCUCUAGUACGAUGAUGGGGUACGAGGUUUGCACCUCAAUCUUCAACACCACCAGCACCACUCCCACCCUUAUCCCUUUCAAUGAUAAUCUCUCCCCAGCUUGCCACGUCACCCCUUCUCCCUCUUCUGCUUCCAAGUCUUCACUUUUCUUUACAAAACACCAAAGAACAAAACUUUUCCCCCAGAAUUUCAAACCCCAUAUCCUCCUAUGCGCCUCUCUACCCAGUCCACAAGCUAGCAGCGCGUCGACAGCUCAAGUGGAGGAGCAAGAGGAGGUUGAAAUUGCAAAGGGAUACACUAUGACUCAGUUUUGUGACAAAAUCAUAGAUUUAUUCUUGAAUGAGAAGACCAAAUCAAAGGAAUGGAGGAAGUAUUUGGUAUUCAGGGAGGAAUGGAACAAAUACAGGGACAACUUCUACAACAGGUGCCAAAAAAGGGCAGACAUGGAGAAAGACCCAACCAUGAAACAAAAACUCGUUUCAUUGGGGAGAAGGGUGAAGAAGAUUGAUGAUGAAAUGGAAGGACACUGUGACCUUCUCAAGGAGAUACAAGAUAGCCCAACUGACAUUAAUGCCAUAGUCACUCGAAGGAGGAAAGACUUUACAGGAGAAUUCUUCCGCUACCUUAAUCUCAUUGCAGACACAUUCAAUGGCUUGGAGGAUCGUGAUGCUAUUGCGAGACUCGGGACAAGAUGCUUGUCGGCUGUCAGUGUGUAUGAUAAUACUCUGGAGAAUGUCGAGACGUUAGAUGAUGCACAGGCUAAGUUUGAUGAUAUCCUUGAUUCUCCUUCUAUUGAUGUAGCUUGUGAGAAGAUCAAAAGCCUUGCGAAGGCAAAGGACCUUGAUUCUUCAUUGAUAUUGUUGAUCAAUGGUGCUUGGGCUAAAGCAAAAGAAUCUACCACAAUGAAGGAAGAGGUGAAAGAUAUAAUGUACCAAUUGUACAAGGCCACAAAAAGCAGCUUAAGGAGUAUUACUCCAAAAGAAAUCAAGCUACUUAAGCAUCUGUUGAACAUCACAGACCCCGAGGAGCGAUUUUCUGCAUUGGCAACGGCCUUCUCUCCCGGCGAUGAACAUGAAGUCAAGAUCCCUGAUGCUCUAUACACUACCCCAAAGGAGCUGCACAAGUGGAUAAAGAUCAUGCUUGAUGCAUAUAAUCUGAACAAGGAAGAAGCAGAUUUUAGGGAAGCAAGGCAAUUGAAUCAGCCAAUAGUUAUGCGGAGGUUGCUUAUUCUGAAGGAGACUAUUGAAGAGGAAUAUCUGGCAAAACCCCCCAUUGAGAAGGCUGAGCCAAUAGAGGAGUCUAAAUUAGAUGAGUUUUAAGGCACUAGCAAGUUGAAGCAGAGAAAAGGAUUAAAUGUGAGGGAAAAAUGAUUUGUAGACUUUAGGAUACUGUAUGUGUUAAAAUUUAGGAGAAUUGUAUUAUUAAUCCAUGUUUUCAUGGCAUAAUUUUGGAUAGUAUUUCUUUUAGGUGCAAAUUAAUAAAGCAUCUCUCUAGCUACCUAUUUGUAUA